UGUGGCUGACUGUGAGGCCCAGGGCCUGAGUCCUAUCUCUGUGUCUCCAGCCCCUCUCUUCCUGCAUCUCUUUCUGACAUCUCAGGGUUUCUCCCUGGUUUUGCCUCCUCCCAUCUUUGUGUACAGGUCAGUAUCUUUCUUUUCCCUUGUGUGUCCGUCUCCAACAGAGGUGGCACUUGGAAAGACAGUGAGCCCUCUGGCUUCUGUGUUUCAGAAUCUAUUACAUGGUAUUUGCUCAUAGAGCCCAGAGGUCCAGAAUGCCCCUAGUUCUGAACAGGGCAUUUGAGUCCGGAGCAAAGAGUUGGCCAGGAGGGCCUAUGGGUGUUAUAAUGCAGACCUGGGUCACUGUGGCGGUGACUCUGGCCACACUGAUGGUCGCCGCCGUGGAUGCGAAGAUCUAUAAACGCUGUGAACUGGCAACGAAGCUGGAGAAGGCGGGCCUCAGUGGCUUUAAGGGCUACAGCGUUGGAGACUGGCUGUGCAUGCCACACUAUGAGAGUGGCUCUGACACCUUCUUCGUGGACCACGAUCACGACGGCAGCACCGGAUACGGCAUUUUCCAGCUGAGCUCCACCUGGUGGUGUAACAAUGGUAUUACACCCACCCAGAACCUCUGUCACAUCAAGUGUCGAGACCUGCUCAGCCACCAUAUUCUGGAUGGUAUCUUGUGUGCCAGGCAGGCGGUGUCCUCAGAGAAUGGCAUGACUUCUUGGGAUUCAUGGACCCGGCACUGUUCUGGCCAUGAUUUAUCUGAAUGGCUCAAGGGAUGCAAUAUGCAUGCCAAAGCUAACUCAAAGAAAACUAGUAAUUCAUGA
Callorhinus ursinus (northern fur seal) is the source of this 815-nucleotide messenger RNA. RefSeq names its product sperm acrosome associated 5 (gene SPACA5). Gene Ontology annotation, cellular component: sperm flagellum; acrosomal vesicle. The record is from RefSeq and is a predicted model, not a curated record. Gene Ontology annotation, molecular function: lysozyme activity. Gene Ontology annotation, biological process: fusion of sperm to egg plasma membrane involved in single fertilization. Lineage: Eukaryota; Metazoa; Chordata; Mammalia; Carnivora; Otariidae.